CUGAGCCUCUACUUCAGUCAAUCCUCUUUGGGGAUCACCGUUGGAUUAUCAGCGGAUGGAUUAUUAUUGUUUAUUCGUUAUCCAUAUUUUUAAAGAGUGGGUGUACGACAAUAGUGAAUAAUUGAGGAUUGAAACAUGGAUAAUCAUUGGAAUUUCUUGAGCUCAAGCCGUUAUGAAUGGAACGGAAGAAACACGAAGGCAUUUGAAUAACGAUGACAAGGCGCUAAUUGUCAUGACAGUAAUGACAAUCAAUUGACGUGAGAGAUCAAAGUCAAGGGUCUCCCAGACUCGUGCAUCCCGAAAAAAUGGAAGACUACACCCCAGUGGAGGAAGAUUUCCCAGGUCGUUUGUUGCAUCAGGCAGCGCUCUGGGACAACGCGGAGCUCUUGGAGGAUCUCCUUCGAGGGGAUCACUCCCAAUACAUAAAUAACCAAGACUCCUGGGGACGCACAGCGCUGCACGCAGCAGCAAUAACCGAGAACUCCCGUUGUCUAUUAGUUCUUCUAUCAAGCGGGGCGAAUCCAAACAUCCCCUGCGGGCCUCGGGGUCAUCACCGUACACCGUUGCACAUCUGCGUGGAGCACGGCCACACGGAGAACAUUACCAAACUUCUGGAUUACACCGUGGACCUGAGCCUGUCAGACAGCAACGGACUGACCCCCCAAGACAUCGCAGCAAAGAACAACGAUAAGAGCACCAUGGCACUGCUAACAAAAGCUGCAGAAAAACACCAACUCCUCCGCCUAGCAGUCCACGCAUCCCUGAGAGCAGCCUGUCUCCAGGGGGACAUAGUGGCUGUCAAGAAUAUAAUCCAGAGCUCCACCGAGCCCCUAGAAGCAAUCGUUAACUUGGCUCCAAAUGGUGCAAACACUCUUCUCUUUAUCGCCUGCGAGAUGGGCCACAAGGAAAUCGUGCGCCUUCUCCUGGAGCACGGAGCAGACUGUGAAAGCCAUCCCGUGACCCAAUAUACUCCGCUGUAUAUCGCCUGCUAUAACGGAAAGCUAGAGAUCGUCGAUAUUCUCCUUCGCCACUUUCCCAAGCAAAUCCAAACUCUCACCGUGGAACGUCGACUGCCAAUUCACGCAGCUACCAUUAAUGGCCACUCCUCCAUUGUGGAGCUUCUUCUCAAGUUCGAAUAUCCCCAGCACCUGUACCAGAGGUUCAAAGAUCCCUCCGGGGAGUUCGAGUACGACAUGCCUUUUGACGUUAACACACAGGAUGUAACUGGUCAAAAUCCCCUGUACAUUGCCAGUAUGUUGGGCAAUAUGAAAAGUGUGGAAAUCCUCUUGGGGUAUAAAGUCAAAUCCGUGAAGAUUAACGAAGAGGAGCCUCAACAGACCUCGGAGCAACUUCCCAUUGCCAAACGACGGAUAUCAACUGGCAUCCAGAGGCUCAUGUCGUCAUUGAAUUUUAGGAGUAAGACUUCUGAGCAGAAGAAGGAUGAUAAUUUGAUUUGUCCUCUGCAGUUGGAUAUUUACUGUAAUAAUAGCACCGAGACUGCACUUCAUGCUGCUGUCAAGGCAGGUCAUACUGAAGUGGUGGCUAUUUUACUGCUGUCUGGAAGUAAUCCAAAUCUACCCAUCAAAACGUACAAUCGGUCAAUCAGCAAGGCGGAAGGGGAAACCGAAGCUGUGAACGAUUUCACGGUUUUGACUCUAGCCUGUCACAAUCGAGAUGUCAAAAUAGCUGAUUUGUUGUUAAAGUAUGGGGCAGUGGACAACGAGUGCAGAGCUUUGAAAAUAGCAGCUCAGAAUGGGGAUGAAAUACUCACAGCCAAAUUGUUGUCGAUAAAGGCACAUCCAGACCCUGAGUAUAAGAUCAAUAAGAAAGCAAUGACGGAGGGUACACAGACCUCUCACUUCUCAGCUCUAUCCAGCUUUGGAAAUGUUACUUAUCCCUCGUUAUUCCCAAACACCCCUACGAUGAUAAACUGGCACGAUCAGCAGUGCAGACUCUCCCAGAUUCGCACUCAGUGGCUGAUCGAUGCUGUCCUCAAUGUGAAUAAAAAGCUGAAUGGAAAGAAUAAUGAUUUGUCGCUCUACGCAAUCACGAGGAUCGAUAUCUCCCACAACUCCAUCACCACAAUACCGUCCAUGAUAUUUUACCUGCAGAGCCUGAAGUACCUGAAUAUGGCGCAAAAUAAGAUUGACAGUCUCUCAGAGAAAUUAGAGACUGAAAGAAAAUCGAGAGAUACACGCGACAAGUUAUCCCCCGUUCUGGAAGAGAUGUAUCUACAGGACAAUCGUUUGGAGAAGCUCCCAGAGUUUCUCAUGAUGCUUCCAUCACUGGAGAUUUUGGACGUCUCUAACAACAAGCUUCAACGUCUCCCUGAGAAUCUCUGGAGGGCCCCCAAGCUGAAGGAGCUCAAUGCUUCCUUCAAUCUUCUACGUGAUCUCCCCAGCCAAGCCUCACAGAACAUUUCAACUCGAAGAGACAUGGGUCUCUCCAGUACCAACAACUUCGAGUUCUCCUCACGUCCCCCCACAAGCAACAGCUCCCACGAAGGCCUGGAGUUCACAGCAAUGAGCAGAGACGAUUCGGCGGAGUUCGACUCUUUUACGAAAUUGACGAAUGCUCAGAUCAUCGAGAUGGAGAGACCCCACGUAUGGACGAAGGCUGUUAGAGUUUCCGAGAAGAUGAACGACGACUCAGAGCCAGGGGCACGAUCAGUCCUCACGUCUCUGAAUCUCGCUCACAAUUUAUUUAAUAGUAUUCCGGUUGCUCUACCAUGUCUAGCUGUCAGUUUACUGAGAUUGAACAUGGCUUACAACUCAUUACGAUCGAUGAGUCACAUAACGUCGUACCCAGCCAGCCUCAAGCAGUUGGAUUUAUCGAACAAUCAGAUAUCCUGCUGGCCGAGUUUACCACAGGUCGAUCCAAGCUGCACUGACUCAAUGGAGCAGGCCUCUACCGCGUGCUACUGCCCCUCCACAAAUAUUCAGUCUCCAAUAAUGAAUUCUGUUGCUAAUAAUAGAAGUAGUUGUGGAGGUGCUUCACUCAGGGAUAUUGUCCUUAUGUGUGUUUGUAACCACAGGAGACACCUGAGGCUGGAAAAUUUGAGGACUCUGGUUCUCGCUAAUAAUCUUCUCACCAGGAUUCAAUUAACUUCUGUCGACGAUGGGGAGAACUCCAUUGGCUUCGAUGAGAAUGGGAAAGUUUAUUAUUACAGUGAGAACGAUCGUCACAGCGAGUCGUCAGAUCGAGAGAGCAAGUUGUCGAGGAACUCUGCUACCAUGGCCACUCAAGCGCAUCAGGGCCAGUACUCGAAACUUUAUUUGUUGUUUCCAAAUGUGAGUAUGCUGGACGUCAGUAAUAAUAGUCUGAAGGACAUACCCCAGAAUAUUUACGAACUGAGUAAUCUCUCGGUUUUGAAUAUAAGUGGUAACGUUGAGAUCAGUGAGCUGCCGCCUCAGAUGGGACUGCUCUCUCGAUUAUGGAAUUUAAAUACUCAGGGAUGUAAACUCCAGGAGCCCCUGAAAACGAUGAUUGAAUCGAAGAAGUACAAGACGAUGGACGUCGUGGGGUACCUCAAGUCGAUCCUUGAGGAUGCCAAACCGUAUGCGAGGAUGAAACUUAUGAUUGUGGGAAUCCAAGGGAUAGGGAAGACAAGUCUUCUGGAGCAACUCCGUCAGGAAGGAGAAGUGCCAAAUAAAAAGCGAUCUGGGGAGCACUGGGCGAAGCGUAUGGGGAACAAGAAUAUCAAUACAAAAACAGCUAGGGGGACAACUAUAUCGACAGUUGGGGUGGAUAUUGGGGAUUGGAUUUAUGAGAAGAAGGUGCGAGGACAGUCGUCACACGGUGCUGUCUACUUCAGGACGUGGGAUUUUGGGGGCCAAAAAGAGUACUACGCUACUCAUCAGUAUUUCUUAUCCAAAAGGAGUCUGUACCUCGUGGUUUGGAAGAUAACUGAUGGUUUCAAGGGGGUCUACGAGAUCUUCCAGUGGCUCGUCAAUAUCCAGAGCAGAGCCCCAAAUUCUCCAGUGAUCAUCGUGGGAACUCAUUACGAUGUUUCCAAUGAACAGAGUGAAGUCUUCCAGCAGUACAUCAGGGACAAGUUCAUAAAUGUCGUUGAUGCUGAAAAAUGCGGCCUGCCGAAGGUCAUGGAGACCAUUGAGGUGAGCUGUAAGACUCGCCACAACAUCAAAAUGCUGUGCAAUCUUGUGUACGACGUUGUCUUCAGUUUAAAGUCCCCUGGUAGCAAGGAGUUGCUGCUGGAGCAGAGGGUCCCUGCGAGUUAUCUAGCUCUGGAGGAUGUUGUAGUGCAAUUGGCACAUGACAGAAAGCUCUCCGGGGCUGAUCCGGUACUCAGGGCUGACCAGUAUUAUGCAGCUGUCAAUAACGAACUCCAAAAGCUCCACAAAUCCUUCAGAGAUCUCGCAGAGCUCCACCAGGCCACUCUAUUUCUACAUGAGAACGGGAUAAUCCUUCAUUACGAUGAUGCAACCCUCAAGGAUCUCUACUUCCUGGAUCCCCAGUGGCUCUGCGACAUGCUGGCACACGUCGUUACUAUUAGGGAGAUCAAUCCUUUCGCCAGAGCUGGAAUAAUGAAGCUCGAUGACAUUCAGCACGUAUUCAAAUCCUCCACAAUGUCCUCGGUGGAUACUCAAGGGUAUAUCGUUAGUCUCCUCAAUAAAUUCGAGGUGGCUCUCACCUGGGAUUAUCGAACUCUUCUGAUUCCUUCUCUGUUGCCCACUGAAGAAGACAUUCAGAGGAACAAUCAGAUUAUCAAAAUUCCAUUGAAAUCCAGAGGCUGGCACGUUCGAACGAAGAAAAUUGCUUCUCCAACAAACGUCCUUGACUCCAUGAUCGGCGACAGAAGGAACAGCAGACACCUGGGACUCACUCGUAACAAUAAAACGUCGACUUUGACCUCCAGACCACAGCCCGAUUGCUCAGUAACGAGACUUCUACUCAUGUCGUAUUUUCCCAGUGGAUUCUGGUCUAGACUCAUCACCAGAAUCCUCGCUGAUGACACCAUUGUGGACAUCGUCAUGUCUUUCAUUACUCCCUUUAAAGAUUUCGUGGACGACAACGUGUUCUCGACUUUGUUGGACAAUAAUGCUGAGUGGAUUGUCUGGCAGACAGGACUGGAGCUCCGAUACGCAGGGAUAACGCUAUUGAGACUGAAGGAAGUCAACUGGAAGAUGAAGAACGCGCCCUAUGACUACAGACAAUUAAAAUUCAAAUUGAAGCAAGACGGGAUCUGGUGUAGCGUUGACUUGAAGAAUUCAGCGAUUUUGGAGAUUUGGUUUCCAGUAGAUACUCUAGUCAUCAAACAGCCGAUAAUGUCCUCGUCCUUGGAGGGGAAUGACGAGGACGAGCCCAUGGGGUAUCAGGCGAUUGUCGUGGAGCCUCGACCUGAGAGUAUGCCUCAGCUGUUGGCUCUCAUUGUUGAUCACAUUGAUAUUCUCCUUGAGGACUGGUAUCCCACUUUAGGCACUCGUUUUGUACACACGUCAGAGGGCAAACUCCUGGUGACGAGACUGAUUCCCUGUCCAAGGUGCCUCCUGAACAGCACAAAUGGUAAUUCUGAGAGUGAACGAAGUGAUCAGGAGGCCUCAGCAUCUGGAGGAUCGAUGGAGGGGCUCGAGGGUGAAGACGAGACUUCCAAAUCGCCUGACGAGUGCUGCACUUAUCAUCAGCAUCACGAACGGCAGAGCCAGGACAGUUACAAGUCUGAUGGAGACAGUGGCGUGGGAUAUGACAGCUCUGCAUCCAGCAGGAUGCCCUCUCUCGAAGGCCAUCCAGAUGUUGCUCGUCAAUCCUCCAAUAGGAUUGUGAGUGCAGAAGGCAUUACUGUGUACUCGUGGAUGGUAGAGGAGUGCAUUCUGUCUGCUUACAGUAACAAGACCAUUGCCUGUCCCAAACAUUUGGAUAUUCCACUGUCCCACGUCGCCCCGGACAUUAUCUUCAUGGACCUUGGGGCCAAGCACUUGAUCAAGUCUGAUGAUAUCAAAAGGGGAAAAAUGCUGGGGCGAGGGGCAUUUGGCUUUGUCUUCAAGGGCUCGAGCAAAGUUCCCACUGGAUGUAGGGGGGAGAGGAUCGAUGUGGCUAUGAAGAUGCUUCAGCCCGUCCCUCCAGGACCUAAUUCCAAACCGUCGGCUGUACUUGCCUACAAGGCUGCACAGAGCAAGUGGGACAGGGAUCCACUGCAGUACGCCUGCAAGGCUUACUGCACUGCUCGACAGGAGCUCAAUAUUUUGCUGACACUCAGGCACACGAAUAUCGUUCCUCUUAUUGGAAUUGUUAUCAGUCCGUUAGCACUUGUUCUCGAUUUAGCCCCGGAGGGAGCACUUGAUAAUGUCUUGAAGAAUUAUCGAAGGUCCGGGGCUAAGCUUGAUCCUCACACUCUACAAUCAAUUAUUUUACAAGUAGCGAAAGCAGUGGAGUACCUGCACCAGCAGCACGUCAUCUAUCGAGACUUGAAAUCAGAGAACGUUUUAGUGUGGAUGAUUCCACAACCACACCAAAACCACACAGAUCACGGGGUCCAUGUAAAGGUGGCGGAUUAUGGUAUCUCAAGACUAACGUUGCCCUCUGGAGCCAAAGGCUUCGGUGGUACUGAGGGUUUUAUGGCGCCUGAGAUCAUAAAGUACAACGGUGAGGAGGAGUACACUGAGAAAGUCGACUCAUUUUCAUUCGGAAUGUUUAUCUACGAGCUUGUGACACUCCGUCAACCCUUCGAGGGUCACGAGGCUGUGAAGGAGUGCAUCCUAGAGGGUGGUAGACCUCCUCUCUCCUACAGAGAGACUCUCUACCCAUGUUAUGUGCUCGACCUGAUGGUUAUCUGUUGGGCGCAAAAUCCUAAGGAUCGUCCAACCGCUAGUCAAAUAGUUUCGAUAGCUUCAGCUCCUGAAUUUACGCACCUCAUUGACGUCACCCUUUUGACAGAGCGGACUCACGUGACAGCCAUCACCGCGACGUCAAGACCACCACUCGGAUCGAACGAGAGUUAUUUUGCUGAUGAGAUCUGGCUGGGGCACAACAACGGAGAAGUUGACAUGCUCCUGGGAACUGAAAGGGGAUGGCUGCAACAUGUGAGGAUCGAGACCCCAGUGAUUCCUUAUGCCAUGUCCGGUGUCGAUGGCUAUAUCUGGAUUGGCGACAAUGCUGGACAAAUUCACGUGUACCUGGCAACAAAUUUUGGAUGUGUUGCCAGUUAUUACUUGGAGUCUGAUCAGAAUCUCUACAGGGAAUCCAAGAUUGUUGGGUUGAUUCAUCUUGAGAGUAUCAAGCAGUUUGUGGUUGCCCUGCACAGUGGCAAGAUCUAUCUAUUAACGAAUAACUUCACUCAGAUGAAGAAGACCGAGAUCGUGAGGAGUGUCAAGGAGAAUGUGAAAACUUAUUCACUGGCUGCUGUCUUCAGGAGGAGGAGAAUUAUCGAGCUCUGGGUGGGCCAGAGCUUCGGCAGGAUCUCAAUUUACGUUAUCAAGGAAAAUGGAAAUCUUGUUGAUACCUUUGAAGUUGUUCACGUGCAGAAUGAAACAUCCAGUAAAAAUCUUUUUGCGACAUAUCUGUUGAGUGCUGAGACGUCUGUACUCUCAUACACGUACCCUGGGUGCAUUGUUUAUCAGUGGGACGUUGAGACAAGGCAGAUUAUUAAUAAAUUGGAUAUGUCGAAGCUCGUUCCCUGCUCUGAGAGCUUGAAGUCAAUAUCUAUUGAGGAGAACUUCACCACUGAGAGGUGCCAGGUGACUGCUUUGGAGGUUUGCAUGAAUCAGUUAUAUAUUGGAACUACUUGGGGCUGUAUUGCUGUCGCUGAGUGCAAUUCUCUCAGACCCAUCACUGUCUUCAGACCCUUCGAGGGAAAAGUCUCGCAAAUCGUCGCUUUGAGGUCCACUGAUAAGAAGAGGAUGACCAUGGCUACAGUUGGCCAGGGGUACAGGAGUCUUAUAUCUAGGUACACGGAUUAUCCUAGUGAUUCUCUCAUUGCUGAGGACCUCAGGCAUAAUAUGUAUACGUUAUUGUGGCGUGCUGAGCACUGGUCUGCUGCGUAAUUAUCAUGUUUUUUUUAAAAAAAAAAAAAGACAUAAACUAUUCUGGGGCAGAAUCAUUCUUGUGAGAAUCUUCCGAUUAUUGCAGCAAAUUGAAGGAUUAUUCGGAAUAAAUCCUUUUUAAGAAAUUGGAUUCACUAGUGGAAACUUGAAUGUCUUGUUUUGAAAUGUGAAUGAGAAGAUGUCGGCAAUAACUUGUUAAAUUAAUUUCGGGAUCUUUCAUCACUUCCAGUAGAGAGGGUUUGAGGUAAAAUGGGCCACCGCGAUUUUUGACAAAUUAAUGUUAGAGUCUCAUUCAAUCGUUAUUACAAUGGAAUGAUUUUUUUUUUUCGUUAUUGAUAAUCAACUGAAAAGUUGACAAAUUUUCGAAACUUUUUUGAUAAUUAAGUAAAAAAGAUUGUCUCAAGAAUAAUUCUGAUCUACGAAAUUCGUUUCAUUCGGUCCUGAGGAUUGGAGUUCAUUUUUUGAUGAAUAUCUCGGAUUCCGGGGAAAAUGACAUUUUUUUAUGACUUUUUUUGUAAAAACCAAAACAACUGUGGUUAUUUUGCAGUGAAAUUUAGUUUAUACAGAUUUUCCAUGGAGAAUCAAUUCUGGAUUAACAGGUGGUUAUAGAAAUUCACACUUUGGAUUUGAAGGCAUCUAUCUAAAAUUGGAGUCACAAUGAAUUAAUUGUAAUGGUUCUAUUCACGACUAUAUCCAUUGCUAUACGGAAAAAUAUUUCUACUGAAAGUUACUUCUAAGCUGUUCUAAUCUAUCUAUCGCUCCUGAAAUACUCGAUAGGGUUCUAGUGGAAAAUGUCACAGCUGUCAUGGAAAUUGCAAUAUUUUGGCAAAAUUUUUAUUCGAAAUAUUGCAAUUUUAAACGGCGAAUCUUUUUACUCUCCCUUUUUAUUUCACCCUCCCAAAUUUUGAUAGAAAUUCCCCUCGUUUUCAAAAAUAAUGCAAGAUAAUAAUAAAUGAUUUCUCGAAAAUGAGAGAAUUUUUCCAAAACCGCGUUUUUAAU
Fopius arisanus is the source of this 8996-nucleotide messenger RNA. RefSeq names its product Leucine-rich repeat kinase (gene Lrrk). Bases 306 to 7997 code for a protein of 2563 amino acids. The record is from RefSeq and is a predicted model, not a curated record. Gene Ontology annotation, biological process: protein phosphorylation. Gene Ontology annotation, molecular function: protein binding; protein kinase activity; ATP binding. NCBI's taxonomy places the organism in Eukaryota, Metazoa, Arthropoda, Insecta, Hymenoptera, Braconidae. The transcript is spliced from 3 exons.